Malaya genurostris is the source of this 2531-nucleotide messenger RNA. Its product is annotated as proton-coupled amino acid transporter-like protein CG1139. Gene Ontology annotation, molecular function: amino acid transmembrane transporter activity. The record is from RefSeq and is a predicted model, not a curated record. Gene Ontology annotation, biological process: amino acid transmembrane transport. Bases 753 to 2177 code for a protein of 474 amino acids. Lineage: Eukaryota; Metazoa; Arthropoda; Insecta; Diptera; Culicidae. The transcript is spliced from 3 exons. Gene Ontology annotation, cellular component: vacuolar membrane.
GACGGAUCACAAUCUCUGUCAGAUCGAAUAGUGAUAGCAAGCAAACCAAAGGGUGAAGUCAGUGCGUCUGUGUGUGACGGGAACGGUGAUAUUUGCCGGCUCUAGUAGGCCUUGAUAGACUCUAAGGUGAUUUGCGGCUGUUAAUCUGACGUAGUUCGCCAAAGGGCAAGACUGUUUUCAAACGUGUUGUUUGGGUUUAGACAGAUUGCGUAGCCCCCUUCGACCAACGACAACGACGUGCUUAAGCGCAUAGAUCAGGAAAUUUCGGUGCCGUCACGACGACGCCGGAACAGCAGCGAUAAGAGUUCGCCGCAUCUUUUCGUGAGAAACAAGAACCAAAACAAAACCCCUCGUUAUCGGUUGGUACCCGGGAAGUACGGAUGCUGCUGGUUAGUGCUGGAUUUUGGUCAGAUUACGUCGACGCGAUCGAAGAUGACACACUUGAAUUGGGUGCCCCAGAAUCGAUAAGUGGACGAGCGACGCCUGCUUCGAUCAGUGUUGAUCGCGACUUGGAAGCAACCAGACAGAAUAAAUCCAGGCAAAUUACCGCAGCUGUGAAAGUGAAACUGAUUACCUUCUGAAGAAACUAGCACCGAAGUGAAACGUUGAAGCGUUGAAGCUUUUCAAACGGAGUUUGUCUUACCAGCAAAUGCAUAUCAAGUGUUCUUGCGUGAAAAAUCUAAUCGGAAGAGUAACUGCUCGCUUCUACUGGGUUGUAGUUCUGGACAAGGGCUAAGCGCAGUUCGCUAACGAUGGCACCGAAUAUCUACGAUGUCGAAACUGCUCCACUGUUGGAUGAAAACAGUAACAAUCAAAGGUUAAAGCCGUCUCCUUUGGAUGCCGCACUGAACGGUAACAAAACGUUGUUCUACGGUUCAACGAUCAACAAAUGGCAGAAGAUAAUUCGCUACGAUCCGCUACAGCACCGGAAACUGGACAACCCAACUACUAACCUGGACACCUUGAUGCACAUGUUGAAUGGGAAUCUCGGAACCGGUAUCCUGGCGAUGCCAAAUGCGUUCAAAAACUCCGGCCUGUACGUGGGACUGUUUGCCACUCUGAUCAUGGGAGUGAUCUGUACCCAUUGCAUGCACAUCUUGGUGAAAUGUUCGCACGAACUCUGCCGGCGCUAUGAGGUACCGUCAAUAUCCUUUUCGGAACUAGGUCGGUACGCUUUCGAGUCCGGCCCGAAUGCUCUCUACCGUGUCGGUCGCCUGAUCGGGGUUCUGAUCAAUUGCUUUCUGAUACUGAUGCAGAUUGGUUUUUGCUGUGUAUACUUCCUGUUCGUGGCCGUCAAUCUGUGCGACUUCCUGGCAUACGUAUCGAUCGAGGUUGACGUUUUCACCGUGCUGCUGUGUCUGCUGGUGCCGAUGAUCGCAAUGAACAUGAUCCGAUCGUUGAAAUAUCUCACACCAACCUCGCUGGUAGCGUCCGUCCUGGCGAUCUCCGGAAUUACGAUCGCAUUCAUGUUCCUACUGCAGGAUCUACCGCACAGCAGCUCGGUGACACCGAUAUCCGAAUGGAGCACAAUGCCACUGUUUUUCGGGACGGCCAUGUACGCCUUCGAAGGAAUCGGUGUCAUACUGCCUCUGGAGAACAACAUGAAAACACCGAAGGACUUUUGCCGUUGGAACGGAGUGCUGAACACGGGCAUGACCAUCGUUGUGUGCCUGUACUCGUCAGUCGGAUUCUACGGAUAUCUCAAGUACGGCGAUGAAGCCCAAGGUAGCAUCACGCUCAAUCUGCCCAGUGAAGAAUUUUUGGCGCAGUCGGUCCGGCUACUGAUGGCGAUCGCUGUGUUCGCCUCCUACGCACUACAGUUUUACGUUCCUAUGACCAUCGUAGGGCCAACGGUACGCAGCUGGUUCGGGUCUCAGAGUGCCAAAAGUGCGGCCGAGUGUACCGCCCGAGUGGCACUGGUUCUGCUUACCUUCACGCUGGCAGCGAUCAUUCCCAAUCUCGGAGCCUUCAUCUCGCUGGUCGGUGCGGUUAGUACCUCGACACUGGCUCUGGUGUUUCCACCGAUCAUCGAAAUCGUAACCUACUGGCCGGGUCGGAAGUACGGCACCGGGAACUGGAUCCUCUGGAAGAACAUUGCGAUCUGUGCGUUCGGUCUGGUAGGAUUCUUCAUCGGAACGAGCACGAGCGUGGUGGAAAUCAUCACAAAAUGGGAAUAGUGGAGCAAAGUGAGUGAUACUUUAGAAUUGGCUUUGGGCACCAACCAAACCGCACAGUGUUCAAAUAAUAUGAGAUUUUUUUUUUCGAGGGAAAGAAAUCAGUUGUCCGGAUAAUCAAUUUCCUAGUGAUUUGUAACUUGUUAAGAGUUCAAUAGGCUUAAGAUAGAACGUAACAGGAGAAUAUUUAGAUGGAUUGUCAGAAUCAAGAAAAAAUAUUUGUGAUAAUAUUGAUAAACUUUAUAGGUGACUUUAUUAAUGUUAGUGGAAGCGAUCGAAUCAUAGUAGGCGAAGCGCCAUAAAUUCGUGAACGGCAUUGUUUAGAUUAUGCUUAAUUAUUUUAAAUAAACGAAAGAU